GCUCCUCUCAAAACCAACAGAAAAGCCUGAACAUUGGAAACACACAAGAGAGGAGAUAAAAUCGGUUGAGGACAUUCAAAGUCACCAAUGGGAGCAUAGACUGCUCUUCAACCCCAAAUGCAGUCACACUGACCCCAAACGCUCAACUGAUAUCCCCGAGAUGCUUUGAAAAGAGGAAGAGGCAGACUGUGUGAAACACACCCAUAUCUGAGGUUUCCUGGAAGCAAAAAGAAUACUCAAUCUAAUGAUGGCUGAAGUAGCAACAGUACCGUACAUUAACUCUACUGGAAAACUGAACCAGUCCUUCCACUGCCUGUCCACUCAGGAUCUGGUGGCCAACAUACUGCCUCCUGUCCUGAUUAUAGAGCUCCUAGUGGGCCUGCCAGGCAACGGAGUGGCCCUGUGGAUCUUCACCUGUCGUCUGAAGACUUGGAGGGCCAACACCCUGUUCCUCUUUAACCUGGUCCUGGCUGACUUCCUGCUGCUCAUCUGCCUGCCUUUCCGCAUCGACAACCUGUUCCGUGGGGAACACUGGGUGUUUGGUCAAGCUUGGUGCCGGAUCAACCUCUUCAUGCUCGCUGUCAACCGCUCUGCCAGCAUCGCCUUCAUGACUACCGUGGCCUUCGACCGCUACUUCAAGGUGGUCCACCCGCACCACCGCAUCAACCACAUGACAUCUACCCAGGCAGGAUGGGUGGCGGGGGUCAUCUGGGCGGUGGUGAUCUCCCUGCGGCUUCCCCUGCUGGCCACCGACCUCCUCAAGCAGGAAGGCAGCAUGUGCCUGUGUCGCAGCUUCAGCUCCUACACUGUGAUUCCCCCGGCAAUCCAGUUACACUACAUGGUGUUCAUCUGGGAAUUCUUCCUGCCCCUGCUGCUCUUGCUCUUCUGCUCAGCCAGGAUUUUCUGCAUCCUGCGCCAACGGCAGCUGGACAAGGAGCAGAAGGUGCGGCGGGCCAUCCGGGUGGUGGGGCUGAUUGUUGCUGUGUUUGUGCUGUGUUUCUUUCCCGGCAUCGCCACAGGGAUGGUUUCGCUCUAUAUCAAGAAGUUCAGACCCAGGGACUGUGUGUCUUACAACAUGGCUGGGCAGCUCUUCAGUCUGUCUAUUGGCUUUACCUACCUUAACAGUACCCUGGACCCGGUCAUCUACUGUUUAUCCAGCUCCAUGUUCCGAAACUCCCUCAAGAGCUCCAUCAAUAAGCUGGGCCUGGUGGAGAUGAGGCUGAGCCGACGGGGAAGCAUGACCAGCGAUGGGUGAAGAGAGUGGAACCCACCUUCUAGAAGGCCCUAAUAAGGAGAACAGGAGCAGAUUUCAUGGCUGUGAAUCGAAUGGAGAAUAGACAUUGGAAUUUUACAGCUGUAAUUAACAAGCCAAAUGUUGUGUUCAGAAACAUUCCGUAGCUACAGUAUGUGGGAUGCAUACUUGAAAUGACUGAAUAUCAAUUAGUGUGAAACAAAGGUAGGAAAAAUAAUGCCUUCAUUCUACUGAAUGGUUAUUUUUAUAACCGAAUGAUGUUGUAGAGUGCCAUUAUGUUUUUGUCUUGAUAUUCUGAUGUCUGUCAAAUAUACCAUCAUUUCUUACCAGAAACAGUGUUUAGGGAUGGUUCGAAAUGUACAGAACGGGGACCUGGAGGAAAAUGUGGGAGAGACAUGCUUUUUCAAUUUCAGUCAGGGGGAGGAUUUAUUAUUUUCUAAAUCAAUUCCAGGGGAGGGUCAUGUAAUUUUUUAUUGAUGACAUUUCAGUAUUUAUCAGUGUUUUAGAAUUAGUUGCUUAAAAUGCCUUCAGUAGAAUUCACACCCCUUGACUUUUUACAAAUGUUGUUG
Molecule: messenger RNA, 1821 nt
Organism: Coregonus clupeaformis (lake whitefish)
Lineage: Eukaryota; Metazoa; Chordata; Actinopteri; Salmoniformes; Salmonidae
Product: hydroxycarboxylic acid receptor 2
Exons: 2
Coding region: 245-1255 (336 amino acids)
Biological process (GO): G protein-coupled receptor signaling pathway
Cellular component (GO): membrane
Molecular function (GO): G protein-coupled receptor activity
Source: RefSeq, a predicted model, not a curated record